AUGGCUGGUGAACCACAGCCAGCGCAAAAGCGCCCACGACUUCCUUUCAAACCUCCCAGUCGCACAGCCGCCAGUGCGGGGCCAUCAUCUGUUCCAAAGACCAAAGGCAAGGCCAAACAAACCAGCACGAAAGCCUCCACAUCCACUUCGGCUUCAAAGCCAUCCGCAUCAGCAUCCAAAGCAUCCAAAGGGAAAUCUACAGCCGCUGACAAGCGUCCCCGCUCUGAAUCUCCUCAAUCCGAGGCAGCAUCACAAUCCGGCUCAGAGUCCGAACCCGAGUCGAGCGAGAGUCGUUCGCGUUCGGUUUCUCAGGAACCAGAUUAUAUUCUUGCGGAAAUCACACAUUCAAACCCCGCGGAAGAUGUGACAUCUAGCGAACCUACGAUACCCGCUAAACUGCUUACGCGGCUGUUACAUCAACAUUUCCAAAAUGAGAAGACAAAGGUUGCGAAAGAUGCCAAUGGUCUCGUGGCGAAAUAUGUUGAUGUCUUUGUGCGGGAGGCUAUCGCCCGGGCUGCAUAUGAGAGGGCCGAAACAGAUGGAAACUCCAGCGGGAGACGUGUUGGGGAUGGGUUCCUGGAGGUUGAAGACCUGGAGAAAAUGGCACCACAGCUUACGAUGGACUUUUAG
Molecule: messenger RNA, 630 nt
Organism: Penicillium nucicola
Lineage: Eukaryota; Fungi; Ascomycota; Eurotiomycetes; Eurotiales; Aspergillaceae
Product: CENP-X/MHF2 family protein
Exons: 2
Coding region: 1-630 (209 amino acids)
Biological process (GO): replication fork processing; resolution of meiotic recombination intermediates; DNA repair
Cellular component (GO): FANCM-MHF complex; Fanconi anaemia nuclear complex
Source: RefSeq, a predicted model, not a curated record